UCAAAACGGCUUUCGUCUCCAAAUUUUUCUCCUUUAAAACUCUCUGUUUUUCAGUUUCAACUUCGUCUCCCUCCUCCCCCUCUCACCAUCAUCUCUAUAUACACACACUCCCUCCCUCCCUCCUAUGGAUUCAUAAUGUAACAAUCUUCUUCCUCUUCCUUUACAUCCUCACAUCACAUGGCGGGCCUCUUCUACUCCUCCUCAAAACCCACUCCUUCAUCAACACCCUCUUACUCGCGUCUGUUAUUGCUGGUGACCCUUCUCCCUCUCUCCCUCGCCUGUUUCGCCUUCGUCCUCCAAUGGCGCGGCGGACUCGACGACCCGGCCACCCACUGGUCCACGGAUCAUCUCGAGUUCCCCGGAAUGGCCUCCACCACCCGCGAGAAACAACAACAACAACAACAAAGCUCCUCCUCGCGUCGUUCGGAUUCAGGCUGCGUAGAUCUUCUGGGUCAGAGCCGUUCGCCUUCCUUUCCUUAUUUCCGUGACUGGACUUUCGAUUACCAAUCCGAUCUGAAUCCUAAGAUAUGUAUAACAACAAGCACUUCUGCUGGGUUAGAGCAAACACUGCCAUGGCUGUUCUACCACAAAGUUAUCGGUGUUUCAACGUUUUAUCUUUUUGUUGAAGGGAAGGCUGCUUCCCCUAACGUGUCUCGAGUUUUGGAGAGCAUACCAGGUGUUAAAGUUAUACACAGGACCAAAGAGUUAGAAGAGCAGCAGUCUAAAAGUCGGAUAUGGAACGAGACUUGGUUGGCGAGCUUCUUUUACAAACCGUGCAACUAUGAGUUAUUCGUGAAACAGUCUUUGAACAUGGAGAUGGCUAUCAAAAUGGCUCAGGAUUCUGGUAUGGAGUGGAUAAUUCAUCUUGACACCGACGAGCUUAUACACCCUUCUGGAGCCACCUAUGAAUAUUCUUUAAGAAAAUUGCUUGGAAAUAUCUCUGCAGACGUUGAUGCAGUUAUCUUUCCAAACUAUGAGAGCAGCGUUGAGAGGGAUGAUAUCAAAGAGCCUUUCAGUGAGGUGUCAAUGUUCAAGAAGAACUAUGACCAUCUUCCGAGGGAUGUUUACUUUGGGAACUAUAAAGAGGCCACUCGUGGGAAUCCAAACUACUUCCUAACCUAUGGAAAUGGAAAAGCUGCUGCUCGUGUGCAGAACAAUCUUCGUCCUAAUGGUGCUCAUAGAUGGCACAACUACAGAAAGAGUCCAAAGGAGAUCAAACUAGAAGAAGCGGCCAUUCUGCACUACACUUAUCCCAAAUUUUCAGAUCUUACUUCAAGACGUGAUCGUUGUGGUUGCAAGCCCACCAAGGUGGAUGUUAAGAGAUGUUUCAUGUUGGAGUUUGACAGAGCUGCAUUUAUCAUUGCUUCAACCGCAAGCUCAGAGGAAAUGCUUCAAUGGUACAGAGAGCACGUUGUGUGGACAGACGGUGCAUUGAAGCUGAAACUCCUUAGGAAGGGAAUCCUGACUCGCAUUUAUGCCCCCAUGGUUAUAAUCCAAGAGUUAAGAGAGGCAGGUGUGUUCAGCUCGGUGGUAAACUCAGCUCACAUGUCUCUGAACAACUCUUCAACCCUAAGCAUAAGCCGAGACUCAUCUCAGGUGACUGGUAGGAGGAGAGUGUUGGAAGCCCAUCUUGAUCUUGAUAGUGAAUCUCAAGCAUCAGCCGUACCACCACAAUCGCCUCCAGGCGUGGAAGCAACCCAGAUAGGACACAACAAUCAAUCUGAAUAGAUAUUUUUAUUCAUAAAGAGAGUGAUUUUCGCAAGGUUUUGAAACAUGAGCUGCUGGUGUACAUUUCGGAAAAGUUUGUUUCCCUAUAGGUUGGUUAUACACACAGAUGAAUAGGAGGAAAUAGAACGUUAGCAGGCUCUCUAUUCUCUAUGUAAUAUGCAGAAUACUUGAUUCUAUAUUACUUCUAAUACAAAGUCAUCACCUUUUCUUA
This is a messenger RNA of Raphanus sativus (radish), 1939 nucleotides long. RefSeq names its product glycosyltransferase-like At3g57200. The record is from RefSeq and is a predicted model, not a curated record. The transcript is spliced from 11 exons. Gene Ontology annotation, biological process: response to abscisic acid; cellulose biosynthetic process. NCBI's taxonomy places the organism in Eukaryota, Viridiplantae, Streptophyta, Magnoliopsida, Brassicales, Brassicaceae. The coding region runs from base 178 to 1728 and encodes 516 amino acids.